Messenger RNA from Penicillium maclennaniae, 7731 nucleotides. Its product is annotated as type I polyketide synthase. Bases 1 to 7731 code for a protein of 2576 amino acids. Lineage: Eukaryota; Fungi; Ascomycota; Eurotiomycetes; Eurotiales; Aspergillaceae. Gene Ontology annotation, molecular function: 3-oxoacyl-[acyl-carrier-protein] synthase activity; phosphopantetheine binding; oxidoreductase activity. The record is from RefSeq and is a predicted model, not a curated record. The transcript is spliced from 14 exons. Gene Ontology annotation, biological process: fatty acid biosynthetic process; secondary metabolite biosynthetic process.
AUGAUGGAAUCAAUUGAGAAUUCACCCAAGCCACUAGCUAUUGUCGGGCUAUCAUUUCGGCUUCCUGGUGAUGCAGUGACCACGGAAGCCUUUUGGGAGAUGAUAAUGUCGCGCCGGUGUGCUAUGACAGAGUUUCCUCAGGACCGAUUAAACAUCGAUGCCCAUUACCGUCCAGUAACCGAGCGGCUGGAUAGCCUGUCGAUACGCGGCGGGCAUUUUCUGAAAGAUGACCUGAGUCGUUUCGAUGCUCCUUUUUUCUCCAUCACCGCUGCCGAGGCCGAGGCGAUGGAGCCUCCUCAGCGGCUGCUGCUCGAGACGGCCUUUCACGCGCUGGAAAAUGCCGGAAUUCCAAUGCAGCGCAUCGCAAAAUCAAAGACGGCGGUCUUCGCAGGAUCAUCAGGACAUGACUGGAUAAUGAUGAACUCUAAGGAUCCUUUGAACAUGCACAAGUACAAUAUUACAGGAUUAACGUCGAACAUGCUCGCAAACCGUGUCAGUUGGUUCUUUGAUCUUACAGGUCCCAGCGCGACUGUCGACACGGCUUGUUCGAGCAGUUUGAUGGCCGUUGAUCUCGCUUGUCAGUCGAUUUGGAGCGGUCAAUCAACAAUGGGACUUGCGAUGGGUGUGAAUCUCAUGUUAGCUGCGGAGACAACCUUGAUGAUGGACAAUCUUGGCCUUCUAUCCGAGGAAAACCGUUGCUUUAGCUUUGAUCAAUCUGGGAACGGAUAUUCCCGUGGUGAAGGUGUGGGUGUUCUAGUUAUCAAGACUUUGGAAGAUGCUGUGCGGGAUGGAGACACUGUUCGCGCUGUCAUCAGAGCGUCUGCAUCCAACCAGGAUGGGAAAACCCCAGGAAUUACACAACCCAGCCCCGAUAUGCAGGCAUCGCUGAUCCGGGAAACUUAUCGUCAAGCCGGUCUCGACAUGGGAAAGACGCGGUAUUUUGAAGCGCACGGAACAGGAACCGCUAUUGGAGAUCCGAUUGAGACCAAGGCCAUUGGUUCUGUUUUCCGCUCAUAUCGUUCGCCGACCGAGCCCUUAUUUAUAGGUUCCGUAAAAUCAAACGUCGGUCAUCUGGAAGGAUGCAGUGGCAUGGCCGGAAUUAUGAAAGUCAUACUAGCUUUGGAAAAGGGGGUCAUUCCGCCAAAUAGCGAGAACCUACAGAACCUGAAUCCCAGAAUUGACGACGAAUUCUGGAAUCUCAAGUUCCCCCAAGAAGCCUUCCCAUGGCCUACAAGUGGACUCAGAAGAGCCUCCAUUAGCUCCUUUGGAUACGGAGGCUCCAACACGCAUCUUGUCCUGGAUGAUGCGUAUCACUCGCUUCGUCUCAACCAACUAGAAGGGAAUCACAAUACAGUGCUGCCGCUUGAUCCCACACCUUGCAAUGAAGAUUGUGAUUCUAAUGGCACACGCCACCUACUUACAAAUGGUGUUAGUGGAGUGGCCGAGCUUGACGCACCUAAACUUCUCGUUUGGUCCGCAGCCGAUGAAGCAGGCAUUCCUCGUGUUCAAGAUAUCUGGCGUUCAUUCUUCUCAGCAAAAAUCAUCAACAAUAGAAAAAUUUUCCUACAAAAUCUCGCUUAUACCCUGGGUACGAGAAGGACGCACCUACCAUGGAGAACAUUUGCCGUCAUGCGGCCUUCAGACGAUCUGAGUACACUAGGAGACCGGUUUGGCCUACCUUGUCUGUCCCGUGAUUCACCUAACCUUGCAUUGAUAUUUUCUGGGCAAGGUGCCCAAUGGUAUGCCAUGGGACGCGAGUUACUUGACAUAUAUCCAGUAUUCCUUCAGUCCAUCGAAGCAGCCGGAGAGUAUCUUCAGUCUUUAGGAUGCGAAUGGAGCCCUGUGGAUGAGUUUCGAAAAUCUGAAGUUGAGUCAAAUGUCAAUCGUACCGAGUACAGCCAGAUUCUGUGUACGAUUCUACAGAUUGCCUUGGUGGAUCUCUUGCGUUUCUUCAACAUAGUCCCCAAGGCAGUACUGGGUCAUUCCUCUGGCGAGGUUGCAGCUGCAUACUGCUCUGGGGCGAUAUCCAGACGCUCGGCCUGGAAGGUGUCAUAUUACCGGGGUAACUUGAGCAGUCGCCUGGAGAAAUGCGCCGCGAUCAAAGGCUCUAUGCUCGCAGUAGCGCUUUCCGAAAAUGAUGUUGUGCCUUAUAUCGAAAGAGCUAGUCGCGACUUUGAGGUCCCUCGACUUGCCGUUGGAUGCAUUAACAGUCCUAAGAGUGUGACCAUCUCUGGGCAAGAGGCUCAGCUCGAUGCGCUGAAAGCUCACUUGGACAAUGACAAGAUUUUUGCUCGCAGACUCAAGGUCAAUCUGGCGUAUCAUUCUUCCCAAAUGAAGGAAAUCGCUUCUGAGUACUUAGCAGCUCUGGGUGAGCUGGAAGGAGGCUGUUUAUUCACCAGAUCACGGCCAGGGAUGGUUUCUUCAAUCACCGGCGACUGGAUUGACCCAGACGAGCCUUGUCAGGCAUCUCACUGGGAACGCAAUAUGAUUUCUCCUGUGCGGUUCUCCAAGGGUCUGUCAACUCUCUGUUCUGCAUCUUCGGACCCUCAAAAGGUGCUGGAUGGCAGCCAUCGUAAAAAACUCAAAAUUGAUCAUAUCCUCGAGCUGGGGCCCCAUUCCGUGCUGCAAGGUGCGUGCAAGGAUAUCCUGAAGGAAAUGAACAAGGCAUCGGCUGUCAAGUACUUGUCUUUGCUGGUGCGGAAUCUUUCUGCCAUUGAUACUGUCUUCUCUGUCUUCGGUGCCCUGUAUUCUGCUGGAUAUCCGAUCAAUCUCUCCUUGAUGAAUAAGGAUGACCAGACCUGCAAGGCGCUAGCAGACUUGCCAGAGUAUCCCUUCAGCCAUGAGAAGUCAUACUGGCACGAGAGCAGGAUUAGCAAGAACCACCGCUUGCGGGAUUUCCCCCGAAAUGAUCUUCUGGGGCUUCCUGAUCCAAACCAAAACCUGUUGGAGGGCCGGUGGAGAAACAUUAUUCGCGUGUCAGAGAUGCCAUGGGUCCAAGAUCACAAGAUCAAUGGAACGAUCCUCUACCCGGGCGCAGGAAUGCUGGUGAUGGCCAUCGAGGCAUCUAAGCAGAUGGCAGACAAUGGGAGGUCAAUCUCUGGUUUUAAUCUACAGGACGUGACAUUCCGGGCGGCGAUUCGCAUUCCGUUAAGCGCACAGGGUAUUGAGACCAGCUUCCAUCUACGCCCGGCCGGAAACAUGCAGUCCAACCGAUCAGGAUGGUUUGAUUUCAAAGUCUGUACUUUGGAACACGAGACAUGGACGGAGAACUGCACAGGUUCUAUCCAGGUUGUCUAUGGCGACAAAGAAGAAGAUUUAGACAAGACGGUUGCGGUGGAACUCCAGAAAGCUCAAGUGAAGGCGCAUGCGGAUGCCUUGACAGCUUGCAGCUCAAAAAUGAGUGGUGAGGAGAUGUACAACACAUUGUCAAAAUCAGGAUAUGGCUAUGGUACAGCAUUUCAGCUGGUAUCAGAGUUGUCCCGAAGUGAUCUUGGUUCAGACGUGACGGCCGUCAUCCGGAAUUUCUCUGCUUCCUCGGGAGAUACGAUUCAUCCAACCACCUUGGAUUGUAUUUUUCAAACAUCUAUCUGGGUCGCGGUCCCCUCGGACAAGGAUGAAAUUCCUACGGCUGUUCCUACUCACAUCGACAGGUUGUGGGUGGAUAGCCAAGCGACAGUCUGCCAGGAAUUCAUCACAUACAGCUCAUAUGUGGAAGUGUCGCAGUUUCUUGGCCCUGCUACCAGUAUCGUGGCACUCGAUGAGAAUCAACAAAAGACUAUGGUUUCUAUCCAAGGCCUUCGGAUGAAUAUCGUCAGCACAACUGAUGUGAUCGUUAGUACUGAGGAUUCUGUUGAUAGUCUCUGCCAUCAGGUUCAGUGGAAGCCAGACCUGAAUCUCCUGAGUGACGUUGAAGUCACCCGGCUGUGCAAGGUGGAAUCCACCAGUAGUUCUGGAUACGAUAGCCUUGACUGUGACUUGGAUUUUCUCAUUGCAGCGCGACUAACGGAAACCCUUGCUCAUCUGUCAGAGAACGGGAAACAAGCUUCUCAAAAACAUCUAAAAAAGUACCAUAACUGGCUGAUCAACCGUCAGAAGCUGCUCAGGGAUGGCCAGCUUACAAUCGCUAUUGAUGGAUGGAGAGAUCACCUAGCUGAUCCUGUCUAUGUUCGAAAAGUGGAGUCUCGUGUUCAAGAAACAAAAAAAGGUUACCUCUAUGCCUUUGUUGCCCAGAAUCUGACCAAGCUCGUAGCCGGUGAGCUGGACCCCUCAAAAUACUUACGGAGCGGAGAUAUGUUGAACGAAGCCUAUAAUGAGACUGUGAGUUGUUUUUCUCCUGUGUCGCCUCGAUCUCCGCUUAUAGACCAGGUCAAUCAAUCCAAUGGUCUCCGUGGAUUGGUCAGAUAUCUCGAUCUGUUCUCUCAUCGCCAUCCGAAGAUGACGAUACUGGAGAUCGGAGGUGGUUUAGGCUCAGUGACAGAGCUUCUCAUAGAAGCUUUGGACAAUUGCAAAGACACUUCACGCUUUGUGCGACUAGAUUACACCGACCCAUCGCCAGGAAAUGUCACGAAAACGCAAACGAAAUUUGCCGAAGUGAAGGAGAUGAGCUUCAAAGUCUUGGAUAUCAGUCAAGAUCCUCAAAGUCAAGGAUUUGAACGUGGCACAUACGACAUGAUUGUGGCUCCGAUGAUCACUCGUGAGCCUUCCACUCUUGAAACGAUACUGCAAAAUGCACGAAAGCUUCUGAAGUCUGAUGGUAAACUCGUUUUUUAUGACGAAGCUACACCAGAUGAUCGCUCAACCUUCGUGUUCGGCUUAUUAGAGCAAUGGUGGCAAGAUUCGGAAUCAGGUUGCCAAUCAGGGCGUUCUGUUGAUGAGAGUCAAUGGGAUGAGCUCUUAAAACACGUCGGAUACUCUGGGGUUGAUAUCACGCUACCAGACUCUAACAACGAAAGUUCGGAAUGCAGACUGAUAGUAUCUACUGCCGUCGAAAAUGAGAAACGCCCUUCAGUUUCGGCGAUUGAGGUUAUUUACGAUCCGAUCGAGGCCGAUCAAAUCGUUCAGGCAAGUUCAAUUGCUGAACAAUGCGAGUUCCUUGACUGCGCUCCUGUGCGUGUGGUUUCUCUUAAAGAGGCACUCGAAGGCCAAACAAGCGACAGCACCCUCCGUGUCUUCAUUGUCGAGCUUCAACGUCCGGUGUUGGCGGACAUCCAGAAAGAGAUGUUCGAACAAAUUCAAAACAUUCUCUCCUCUACCUUGCAUGGGCUGUGGAUCACCCUGGGAGGAGGAAUAUGGCCCGCUAAGCCACAUCACCAUCUAGCUGAGGGCUUACUUCGCGUCUUGAUGGAAGAAGAUGGGCGGCGUAAGCUGCACCUUCUCUCCCUCGAGUCUGUAGAGGACUUGACCGAAACAUCGCAGCGAAUUGGAAAAUUUGUCCAAUUCCUAAGUUCUGGAGCAGCCAAAGAUGCGGACACAGAAUACCUUGAGCAGGAUGGUAUUCUUCACAUUCCUCGAGUAGUCACUCCCUGCAAGCUCAAUGGGGUCAUGUCACAAAAAGCAAGCAAGGAACAGCAAAAAGUCCAGGAGUUUGACUGUGAAGUGCCGCUGCAACUAGAUGCCACCUCUCCAGGCCUAAUCAGUGGGUUCAACUUUAUAGAGGAUUCCUCUGCAUACCAGCCUUUGCGGGCGAAUGAGAUUGAGGUCAAGGUCAAGUGCGCUGGAGUCAACUUUCGUGAUGUCCUGAUCGCAGUUGGCCAAUUGAAGGCGACUCACACCGGAUCCGAGUGCUCAGGUAUCGUCAGUCGGAUAGGUAGCGCCGUCUCAAAAUUCCAAGUUGGAGAAUCAGUUGCUGCACUCGGAGAUGGCUGCUUCGCGACUUCAAUCCGCGUCCAAGAAAAUGGACCCAUUGUGAAGAUUCCUGUAGGUAUCUCCUUUGAAGAGGCAGCGGCCUUGCCUGUGAACUACGCCACUGCGUAUGUAGCGUUGCACAAUGUUGCGCGCAUUCAACCUGGAGAGUCUGUCUUGAUACACUCAGGUACUGGUGGCACCGGCCAAGCAGCGAUUCAGAUCGCGAAAAAUGUCGGUGCAACUAUUUUUGCGACCGUGGGCUCUCAAAGCAAGAAGCAAUUUCUCAUGGACACCUAUGAGAUUCCUGAAUCGCAUAUCUUUUCCAGUCGGUCGACUUUGUUUGCGCAUGCUAUCAAGCACCGCACAGGCAACAAAGGCGUCGAUGUCAUUCUGAACUCGCUGGCCGGAGAAAGUCUGCUUGCAUCCUGGGAGUGCAUGGCGCCCUACGGCAGAUUUCUCGAAAUUGGCAAAAGGGACAUCCUGUCAAACCAGGGUCUCCCUAUGGCACAGUUUCUUCGGAAUGUGACAUUUAGCGGUGUUGAUCUUGCUGCCAUGUCAGUCGAGCGGCCUGAAGUGUGUGUCGCCGCUUUGGAAGAGGUCUUCGCCUUGGUACAAGAAGGGAAGCUGCACCCGUCUCAGCCCAUCCAUCGGCAUGGAGUGGGCGAGAUAGAGAAAGCUUUUCGUGUCUUGCAAGGCGGACAGCAUGUGGGUAAAAUGAUAUUGGACAUGCGUCCGCAUGAUCAAGUGACGACUGUGUUGAGAACGAAACCAACCUACAUCUUGGAUCCCAAUGCAACAUUUGUCGUUUGUGGAGGAUUAGGUGGACUGGGAAGCAACAUCGUCAACUGGUUAGCGGAUCGAGGCGCUCGCCAUCUCCUGCUUCUGUCACGUUCAGGCGGCGAGGGAGAGAAGAGCCGUGUCCUGAUCGACUCUUUAAAGGGGAAAGGUAUAGAUGUGGUAGCUCCCGCAUGUGACGUGUCGGACGGAACGCUACUGCAGCAUGUCCUCCACGAGUAUACAUCCCAGAUGCCUCCCAUCAAAGGAUGCAUCCAAGCCGCGAUGGUGUUGCGGGAUGCGCUCUUUGAAAAUAUAUCUCACCAUUCAUGGCAUGAAUCGAUUUCACCCAAGGUUCAAGGCUCCUGGAAUCUUCACAGACAUCUGCCUCAUGGGAUGGACUUCUUCAUCAUGCUACCAUCCAUCUCUGGCCUUGUGGGAACGAUUGGGCAGGCCAAUUAUGCCGCUGGAAACACCUUCCAAGAUGCAUUGGCUCGUCAUCGAGUAGGAUUGGGCGAAAAAGCCACCGCUCUCGACUUAGGCGUAUUUGAUUUUGCGGGCGCUGUUGCUGAGGAUGCACAGCUGCGUGACAUACUGAUCGCCAACAUGGGUCUGGAACCGGUGACUGAAUCUCAACUCCAUGCCCUGUUGGACUAUUACUGCGACCCUCGCGUUACCCUACAAAGCAUCUCGGAUUGCCAGGUCACAGUGGGUCUAUCACCACGCGCAACGCAGGCACCGUGGCUGAGGAAGCCAAUGUUCCGACAACUCACGGCCCACGGAGUAGUCAGUGGCAGUCAUGGCGCAUCCAGCUCAGUCAGUGCUUCAAUUCAACGGGCCGAGUCUCUGGCUAGCGCUACGACGUUUGUCACGGAAGCUAUUGCGCAGAAGCUAUCCCAAGCUCUGUCGAUCGCUGUUGGGGAUAUCGAUUCCAAUAAGCCAUUGCAUCAGUAUGGAGUAGAUUCGCUUGUUGCGGUGGAACUACGGAGCUGGUUUGCGAAGGAAUUGCAAUCAGAGAUGGCCGUAUUUGACAUUUUGGGGGGUGCAACUUUGACAUCAAUCGCUCAGCUGGCUACGAGCAAGAGCAAGCUAUGCAAAGAAUCUUGGUCUUAG